AUGCACAAAAAUACUAUAUGGUAUAAAUCCCUGCUAAAUGCAGAAAAGACUUGUUUGAAAGAAGACAAAAUAAAAAAGAUUCAUUAUAAGUUUGACGAUGGUAAAGAAAUGGUCGAAGAGUACAAUGUAGAUACUCAUGUGUUAUUGCGAAGGGCCUGGAAAAUGAAAGGAAAGUUGGGAGGAGAAGGAAAAUGGGCAGUUGAAGUAGGUGAUCCUAUACCAGAUGCUACCCCUAUAGUCGAUGGCUUAGAUAUAACUGAGAGUAAAGAUCAGCCAACUUUAUUAAAACGUAACACUCGUGUUAACAUUGAGUGGAGAAUAAGAAACUUGCCAUAUCCCAUUGAAACAUACUCUAUAAAAGCCAACAAUGAAGAUAAGUGCAUUAUUAUAAGUACAUCAAAUAAAAAGUACUACAAGAAACUUGAAGUACCAGAGUUGUAUCGGCUUGGCCUACCAAUUGAACAAGGAAAUAUUGACGCCACUCACAAAUACAAUACCCUCAUUAUAACAUAUAAAAAACCACAGCCUCUUCUGGAUAUGGAUAGAGAUUUGUAUGAAGAAAUAAGUAAAAUAAAACCAAUGACGGAUAUUCCAAAUGAGUGUAAAACACAGUAG
Molecule: messenger RNA, 615 nt
Organism: Danaus chrysippus (African queen)
Lineage: Eukaryota; Metazoa; Arthropoda; Insecta; Lepidoptera; Nymphalidae
Source: the annotation of a GenBank genome assembly